This is a messenger RNA of Camponotus floridanus (Florida carpenter ant), 4774 nucleotides long. It is a transcript of the gene p120ctn, whose product is annotated as catenin delta-2. Gene Ontology annotation, molecular function: cadherin binding. The transcript is spliced from 15 exons. Gene Ontology annotation, biological process: cell-cell adhesion; cell-cell junction assembly. NCBI's taxonomy places the organism in Eukaryota, Metazoa, Arthropoda, Insecta, Hymenoptera, Formicidae. The record is from RefSeq and is a predicted model, not a curated record. The coding region runs from base 1747 to 4491 and encodes 914 amino acids. Gene Ontology annotation, cellular component: plasma membrane; cytoplasm; adherens junction.
GGCGUCGUUGCUACUGCGUGCAAUGUGUAUCGUGUAGGCGUUGGCGAGAGGAAGGAGGCGAGAGAGCCGCGACCGCCGCCGCCACUCGCUCUUUCGGAAAUGUGUCGUCCGUGAGGAGAAAAAAAGACAGCGUGUGCACGAGGAAGCCGGUGUGACGCGUGUUCACAUGUGCAUUUCAUUUCGCGAGGAAUCCUCCUUCGAAAGCGUUCGUCGUAUCUCUCUGCUCUCUUCUUCCCCCUCUCCCACCGUACCACCGCCUCUAUCUCUCUCUCUUUCUCUAUUUCUCUCUGUCUCUCUCUUUAUCAUACAUUGUGUCUCUAGAGCACUGUCCAAGCCUUGGCCACGACGACGGAGCCACGUCUCCGCGUCCUGGUAAAGCGUGAGUGAUCCUCAUUGUCAUCAUUAUUAUUAUUAUUCCGUGAGUAGUGGUAUCGGGGAAGAUCGCCGCCGAUCACGGCGUUCCGUGUCGCGUCCUAGAAGAAAGACAGGACGGACGAACGAACGUACGGGGGCGUGAACGACGCCCGUCCUCGCCGCUGCAGCAUCGUUCUUCGCUACGUCGUUUCGGAGUACGUCCGUCCUCCUUAUCGAGACACCUCUCUCUCUCUCUUUCUCUCGUUUGCUGGCAUAGAGAGGUCGUGACUUCCGGAGAGAAAGGAGAGAGAGAGAGAGAGAAAGGUGUGCUGACCGCGUUCCUCGUCGUGACGUGCAGGACCAGCAGAGGAGACCAAGAGGAGACGACGAGUGUAUCCAGUCCUCGUGGCACUUCCUCACGUUUUUCAUCUCGCAUCUGAAGGCGGGAUUUACGCCGGAUCCCGCGUUGCCCUUCGCAGCACGAAGGCGUGCUAUUCGGCUCCAAAGGUCCAUCAUCCUUGAACGAGGGUCUAUUAUACUCCGAAAUCCUGUGGAGAAUAAGAAACGGGUCAGUGUUUGAGAGAAAUUUUUGGCAGAACCAAGACGAGAAGAGAAUUUAAGAAAAUUUAAACCGCGGGAUGUUCCGGUCGAGAAGACGCUGAACAAGAGGAGAAAAAAGACCAACCGCAGCGAGACAUGUUCGGCGUCCUGAAGGAAGAUCCGACCGGUGAAACGGGUGGUUAAUCGCGCUGUAUUUUACGCUCCCUCCUCCCCCACCCCCCAGUUACGAGAGUGAGAUCCUGACGAUUCUCUUCGUGGAUGAAUAUCGGCAGCAUUUACGUUUGACGUUUGUAUUACUCCGAAUUUAUUAUUCUCCAUUACGGCUCCAAAAGGACUCGAACGGAGCCGGCACGCUUCCAUGUGCGCAUCGGGAUCCUAAGGAGGCGCGUGGUUUGACAGGACCUCGCGAACGGAGCGCCGCGGCGCCGGGUUCGAAAGGAUUUCAAGGAUUCGAGGAAUUUUCGCUUUCAUUCUUUCCUCCUCCUCCUCCUCGCGUUUGUUCGCUCGCGUCCUCGGCCUGUGUGAUAUAUUCGGUUCGGACAAAGGCGUGGAUGAUACCGGCAGGCUAUUCAACAACAACAACGACGGCGGUCACGAGGCGGAUCCUAUUUCCUGCGGCUGUAACGGGUGUCACGGCCGAUUCGUGGAAUGUGACGGGAGACGUCGCUCGUGGAGCAGCGAGUCGUAGAAAAGAAAACAUCAUCUACCGCUCGGGAGCAAGAGACACAAAUCGGCUGGCUGGUGAAUCGCCGGAUCGAGCAGAGACAGGAGCACAACAUAACUCGCACUGAGAUCACGCAGAGACGCGUCCUACAGGAGAAAGCCCCCGACAUGCCACAAUACACCGGACAGGGCGACACGGAUUACCAUGGGAGUAACGGACAGGCGGACACCCACUCGUUGCACUCGUCUCAUCUGUCCGUCCAGGAAGAUCCGCUGCUCAUUCGGACUCACAAGCAACAAACUUCUCAGCAAGUGACGACUGUGACGAAAGUCGUGCGUGAGGUUUCCCACAUGGAGCCGGAUCCGGGCGCGGUCAGUUACAUGUCGGUGCCGUUAAUGUCGCAAGACUAUCAACACGCGGAUCCGCGCUACCCCGCGGACCCGUACAUGGUCAGUUUCGAUCAUUACGACCCGUACCUGGGUUAUCCGCCGCAGCCAGGUUACCCGGGGCCCCAUGGCAUCUACAUGCCGCGCUCGCAUUCCCCGCACAGCCCUCAUAGCCCGUCGGAGCACAGUCGUGCUUCCCCGCCACACGAAUAUAUGCGCAAGGGUGCGCCCUACGUGGAGGGUAGCUAUAAUGAUAUCGACCCUGGCUUAAACCCCGCUUUACAGGACCAUUAUCGCAUUACUCCGAGUCCAGGUGGUCCCGGGGAUCAGUAUGACGAGAGCAAAGUGGCCUACGGAUACGUGUCACCAUCGCCAUAUGGGCCUGUGGGAUACGGGCCCGCUGUGGGAGUCGGACCAGUACCGAGCGACGUGCCCGGUUACGAGGAGGGUCACCCGGGGGUGCCCCUCACGUCAGGUGUACCACCCGGCAUCUUCGAGGACGAGGUGCAUUUGCAACGACUGCAAUCACGUCAUCCGGUAGUACCAGGCAUGGCAAGCCCUCUCGACGACGAUCAAAAAUCUAUGCGCUGGCGAGACCCGAACCUGUCCGAGGUGAUCGGCUUCCUCAGCAACCCUAACAGUAUAAUCAAGGCAAACGCGGCCGCUUACCUGCAACACCUGUGCUACAUGGACGAUCCGAACAAGCAGAAGACGCGCAGCCUGGGUGGUAUACCGCCUCUGGUGCAGCUGCUGGAUCACGACACCUUGGACGUUUAUAGGAACGCUUGCGGCGCCCUCAGAAAUCUAUCGUAUGGUCGUCAGAAUGAUGAAAACAAGCGCGCCAUCAAGAACGCCGGCGGCGUACCCGCUCUUAUCAAUCUGCUGCGGAGAACGUCCGACGCGGACAUCAAAGAACUGGUCACGGGGGUCCUAUGGAAUCUCUCCUCGUGCGAAGAUCUGAAGAGGUCGAUCAUCGACGAUGGUGUUACAAUGGUGGUAAACAACAUAAUAAUACCUCAUAGCGGCUGGGACCCGAGCUCGUCGAGCGGUGAAACCUGCUGGUCUACGGUCUUCAGAAACGCAUCGGGCGUACUGAGGAACGUCUCCAGCGCCGGCGAAUACGCGCGUAAAAAUCUACGCGAAUGCGAUGGUCUAGUGGACGCAUUGCUCUACGUCGUACGUUCGGCGAUCGAGAAGUCUAACAUCGGUAACAAGAUCGUCGAAAACUGCGUGUGUAUCUUGAGGAACUUGAGCUACCGCUGUCAGGAGGUGGAGGACCCCAAUUAUGACAAACACCCGAUACAGUCUACGGUACAGAAUAGGGUCGCUGCACCCGCGAAAGCAUACAGUUUAUGUCAAGGUGAGAAUUUGGGCUGUUUCGGCGGUAGCAAGAAAAAAAAGGACGGUCAACCGGUUCAAAAGGAAACUACCACGUCACGUACGACAAAUCCGCGAACCGAACCAGUCAGAGGAAUGGAAUUGCUCUGGCAACCGGAAGUAGUCCAGUCGUAUCUUAGUCUUUUGCAAACAUGUUCGAAUCCAGAAACAUUAGAGGCUGCAGCCGGGGCCUUGCAAAAUCUCGCCGCCUGUUACUGGCAGCCGAGUAUCGAAAUUCGCGCAGCUGUUCGUAAAGAAAAAGGUCUCCCUAUAUUAGUGGAACUCUUAAGAAUGGAGGUGGACCGAGUAGUAUGCGCGGUUGCGACCGCACUCAGAAAUUUGGCGAUAGACCAACGCAAUAAGGAAUUAAUAGGCAAGUACGCGAUGAGGGAUCUCAUUCAAAAACUGCCGUCUGGAAAUAAUCAGCACGAUCAGGGCACGAGCGAUGACACGAUCGCCGCGGUGCUCGCCACAUUAAAUGAGGUCAUCAAGAAGAACGCCGAAUUCUCGCGGUCAUUGCUCGAUGCUGGCGGUGUUGACAGAUUAAUGAACAUCACUAGGCAACGCCAGAAAUACACACCGCGUGUUCUUAAAUUUGCAGGACAAGUACUUUUCACCAUGUGGCAACAUCAAGAGCUGCGAGAUGUGUAUAAAAAGCAUGGUUGGAAGGAGCAAGAUUUCGUCACGAAAACCGUCGCCGCCAGAAAUUCAGGGCCUAAUUCACCUAACAAUGCUAACAGUUAUGAUUGCAGCACUCUGAAUCGACCAAUGGCGAGCCAGGGAAGCACAAGAUACGAGGAUCGAACAAUCCAGCGAGCAAAUAUGAAUUCGAAUAAUGUCGGUCGACCUACUAUAUAUCAAUCACAGCCGAAACCCGGUGAGCCGCUCUACGCGCAAGUUAACUUGGAGAAGAAAAAGAAGCGGCAGUACGAGCUGGGGGUGGGCCAGGGUGGCCAGGUGGGUCAAGUGGCCGGCGGUAGUGGUGGCGUCGCGAUAUCUGGAGGCGGCGGCGGCGGCGGUCAAUGGGUGCCGGACGGGGUUGGAUUGGUGCCGGAUGGCACCGGCACCCCAUCGGUCACGGCGUCGGUUGCUAAUCAAGUGCCUCCGCCGAGUUCGACCGUCGCCGCCGCCGGCGAUUCCUGGGUAUAACGCGCCCUACGAGCGGGUCCUACGCGGGACCGCCAGGAGGAUCUCGCCGGGAACCUCGAGCAGCUGUUGCUGCCGCCGCCGCCGUCGCCGCCGCCUCUGAAUCUAUCCAUGUAGCGGGACAACGGGACGGACCAAGGUCCGAACGAAAUCCGGAGGAUUUUAACUUAGAGGACGAUCGCGUUUUUUCCGGAGUAUGACAGGGACACGGACUCUCUGGCGUAGAUUCGAGGACAACGUGGGGAUUAUAUUUAUUCGAGAAAGACGUUGCGGGAGACAGGGAAAA